Molecule: messenger RNA, 1240 nt
Organism: Oncorhynchus masou masou (cherry salmon)
Lineage: Eukaryota; Metazoa; Chordata; Actinopteri; Salmoniformes; Salmonidae
Product: RNA-binding protein NOB1-like
Exons: 8
Coding region: 17-1114 (365 amino acids)
Biological process (GO): maturation of SSU-rRNA; ribosomal small subunit biogenesis
Cellular component (GO): preribosome, small subunit precursor
Molecular function (GO): RNA endonuclease activity
Source: RefSeq, a predicted model, not a curated record
UUCUGAUUGGUUGGUGAUGAUGCGGACGUCGCUAUCCAAGAUGGCGGCUACCAUGGUGGAACAUGUUGUCGUAGACGCAGCAGGAUUUUUGAAGAAAGCACUUCUUCAGGAAAUCGGGAAGAAUAUCUACACGCUGAAGGAUGUAGUAGAGGAAAUUAGAGACAAGCCAACCCGGAGGAGCCUGUCGUUCCUACCAUAUCAACUCAACUUCAGAGAGCCGUACCCAGAGGACAUCAGAUUAGUGACUGAGUUCUCCAAGAAGACGGGAGACUACCCCAGCCUUUCUGCCACAGACAUCAAGGUGUUGGCUCUGACAUACCAGUUGGAGAGGGAAAACGUUGGGACGGACCACCUGAAGAAAGAACCUGAGGUCAAGGUCCAGGUGUGCAGUACAAGGAGACAUCCAGAGGCUCCCGUUGGCGUGGCAGGGUUCCACUUCCCUCAAAGGCCAGCUGAUGGGCUGUUUAGUGGCAGACAGAGGCCAGCAGCACAGACACAGCACAGCUAUAACCCCCCAGAGAUCGGAGAGUACAACAGCUUCCAGUUCUGGAGGAAUCCUCUGCCCUGCUUCGACACUGACCUGCUGGAACUAGUGAACAUUGAGGACCUGUCAAUAUCAGACAGUGGAGCAGCAGACACCGUCCACACAGAACCUGAGACCGGGUCAGAGGAACACAAACACUCAAAGAAUCAUUCAGAGGAGCACGGCAGUGGGUCGGAGGAGGAGGAGGAUGAGGAGGAGGAUGGCGGCGGUUGGAUCACCCCUAGCAACAUUAAACAGGUCCAGAUGGAGACGGGGAUCUGGGCGUCGCCUGUGGACGUUAAAGUGGCGUGUCUCACCACCGACUUCGCUAUGCAGAACGUCCUGAUUCAGAUCGGGCUCCAUGUCCUCUCUGUGAAUGGGAUGCUCAUCAAACAGUCCAGGAAUUACAUCCUGCGAUGCCACGCCUGUUUUAAGACCACCACCAACAUGACUAAGGUUUUCUGUCCACACUGUGGCAACAGAACGCUGAAGAAGAUAGCCGUGACUGUCAGCGAGGACGGAAACAUCCAGAUGCAUUUCUCAAAGAACCCCAAAGUGCUCAACCCCAAAGGAAACAGGGUAAGUGGAUGAAAUGGGACCAGACCCACAUCAUACUGGGGUAGGAAACAUCUUCCACCCCAAAGGAAACAGGGUAAGUGGAUGAAAUGGUACCAGACCCAGACUACAAUGAAACAUCAUACUGUAGAAGGAAACAUC